This is a messenger RNA of Haemorhous mexicanus (house finch), 7859 nucleotides long. It is a transcript of the gene NTRK2, whose product is annotated as neurotrophic receptor tyrosine kinase 2. Lineage: Eukaryota; Metazoa; Chordata; Aves; Passeriformes; Fringillidae. Bases 96 to 1658 code for a protein of 520 amino acids. Gene Ontology annotation, biological process: protein phosphorylation; positive regulation of kinase activity; cellular response to brain-derived neurotrophic factor stimulus. The transcript is spliced from 14 exons. Gene Ontology annotation, molecular function: brain-derived neurotrophic factor binding; brain-derived neurotrophic factor receptor activity; ATP binding. The record is from RefSeq and is a predicted model, not a curated record. Gene Ontology annotation, cellular component: plasma membrane; signaling receptor complex; axon.
GGCGCGGAAGGCUGCGCACCCUCCGGCCGUGCGCCCCGGCGGCGGCGGCGGCGGCGGGAGCAGGAGGAGGCCGUCGGGGCAGUGCUGGAGUGAGCAUGGUGUCCUGGCGGCGGAGGCCGGGGCCCGGCCUGGCGCGGCUGUGGGGCUUGUGCUGCCUGGUGCUGGGCUGCUGGCCGAGUGCGCUGGGCUGCCCCGCGUCCUGCGGGUGCAGCUCCUGGCGGAUCUGGUGCACGGGGUCGUCGCCGGGCAUCGCCUCCUUCCCCGUGCCGCAGAGGAGCGCCGAGGGCGACAAUGUUACCGAAAUUUACAUCGCAAACCAGCCAAAUUUGGAAAGUAUCAAUGACAAUGAGGUUGGAUUUUAUGUUGGACUUAAAAAUCUGACCGUGGUGGAUUCAGGCCUAAGAUUCGUGUCCCGUCAUGCAUUUGUGAAAAAUGUGAACCUACAAUACAUCAAUUUAUCCAGAAACAAGCUCUCGAGUUUGUCCAAGAAGCCUUUUCGCCAUCUGGGUUUGUCUGAUCUGAUAUUGGUGGAUAAUCCAUUCAAAUGUUCCUGUGAAAUCAUGUGGAUCAAGAAAUUUCAAGAGACCAAGUUUUACACAGAAACUCAGGACUUAUAUUGCAUAGAUGACAACAAUAAGAAGACAGCCUUGCUGGAUAUGAAGGUCCCGAACUGCGACUUGCCCUCCGCAAACUUAAGCAAUUACAACAUCACCGUGGUGGAAGGAAAGAGCAUCACGCUGUACUGUGAUACUACCGGCGGGCCACCCCCAAACGUGUCCUGGGUGGUGACUAAUCUUGUUUCAAACCAUGAGAGUGACACAAAUAAGAACCCUGCCUCUCUCACCAUCAAGAAUGUCUCAUCAAUGGACAGUGGACUGGAGAUUUCCUGUGUAGCAGAGAACAUUGUGGGAGAGGACCAAGCCUCUGCUGAGCUUACGGUAUUCUUUGCACCAAAUAUCACAUUCAUUGAGUCUCCGACUCCGGACCACCACUGGUGUAUUCCAUUCACUGUGAAAGGGAACCCUAAGCCCACAUUGCAGUGGUUCUACGAAGGAGCUGUGCUGAAUGAGUCUGAAUACAUCUGUACUAAAAUACAUGUUAUCAAUCAAAGUGAAUACCAUGGCUGCCUUCAGCUGGACAAUCCUACACACCUGAAUAAUGGUGCUUAUACCUUACUGGCAAAGAACGAUUAUGGAGAGGAUGAAAAACGGGUUGAUGCUCAUUUCAUGUCAGUGCCUGGAGAUGGUAAUGGCCCAAUUUUGGAUCCAGACGUUUAUGAGUAUGAAACCACACCUAAUGAUCUUGGAGAUGCCACAAAUAACAGUAAUCAAAUCACUUCAACGGAUGUUUCCAACAAAGAGAAUGAAGAUAGCAUCACUGUGUACGUUGUGGUGGGAAUUGCAGCACUGGUGUGCACGGGCUUAGUAAUAACCCUCAUUAUUCUGAAGUUUGGAAGACAUUCUAAGUUUGGGAUGAAAGUUCAUGGUGAAGUAAAAGGAGUUGGUCUGGUAGAUCAAAUAUGGCUUUCAUUGCAAGACUGCGACAAUGAAGAGCAAGUAAUGGUGGCUGUCAACAGUGAUGUACAUAAUAACUCAACUGCAUCAGAUAACAACAGACUAGGUUUUGUUUUAUUUCAUAAGAUCCCACUGGAUGGGUAAAUGAAAUAAGGAAAAGAUGAGAGAGGGGCUGUUGAGCUUGUGGAAUCUGUGUGCUGCACUGUAGGGAGUGGACAGUGUUCUUGCCCAGUGAAGUGCCACCUCCCUUGGAUUUCUCUUUUAAACAUUGGUUAUGUUUGGAGAACUGUAGAAGUACAUUCAAAUCAGUAGAUGUUUUUCCAAGAGCAGGGAAAGGUGAAGCCCUGAGGCAGCUAAAAAAACCCAAGAAAUUCCAGAAAUAAGCUACCACACUCUUUCCUAUUGCAUUGUCCUCACUGUGUUUUCCAAAAUGACAUUGAAAUGAAAUUAUAUUGUUUCCUCUGUCAAUUUUUUUUUCUGUUCAAAGUUAACUGGAAAGAUGUUGUUUUUAUAAAUAAUAUUUAUCAAAGGUGAACUGCAAAGCUGCUCUUAUUUUAUUGAAUUAAUGCCUCUGCAAAAUUUCUACAAUGCUUAGUUUGAGUGUGUGUGCAAGCUCACUGAUUUCUGUGGAAAUGCUCACAUCCUUAAAGUUAAGUUCUUGUAUAUUUGCAGGAUAUGGUCUUAACUCCUGAAGCAGUAAAUUGCAGAGCUGGCCCUGCAAACCUUAUUAUGUAUGUAGUUCCACUGACUUUACCAGGAAGAUGGGGAGUCUGAGUUAUAUACAGAAAGGUGGCAAUACUGUUUGGUGUGUUUGGGUAUUGAACCAGUGCCAUCACUUAGACAUUCAGUUAGGUUGUGCUUACUCAAGGUAGUCACUAAGUUUGAAUAAGCACACAAAUCUGUAGUAGGCCAGAAUGCUGAUUCUGAGCCAAGAGCAAGAAGAACAAUGGUAUGUGGCUGGUCCCUCAGAUGUAGACUUAGAGGCUUGUUUAGCUGUCCAUAUUUAACUGUGAAGUAUGCUUCACAGUGUGCUUCACUAUACUGCAGAGUCUACUGUAACAAGUAAAGCUAAAUGAAGGCAUGAACAUAUUUCAAGAGCGGGGCUGCAUUUAGAUAGAGUACUAGAAAUUAAUUUUCAUUUGAUUUAUGUGUCAAAUCCUGAGGGUCUACUUUGAUCUUUUCCAUUUAAGGAAUUUUAAGAAGUAUGAAGUUUCAAGGUUUUUUUUAACUGAGAGUUAUCUACAAAGACUAGUAGUGAAAGACUGAGGUAGAUGCUGACAUUUAUGUGUAUUCUGAUUAAAUUUUUGAGAUAUGAUUUGAAUUUAAUUCCUUACAACUAUGUUUAGUGAAAUAGAUGGUAUUAUUUUGUCCCUAAUGUGUUUGCUUUUCAUUGUUACCUGUUUUUAAUUUCAGCCAUUUUCAUUCUUCCAUUGUAACACUAUUGCCUUUUAUUUUACUGUAGUCUUUUAAGGCCAUACACCAUCCCUCUCUUUCUACAGCACUGUCUUGACUCUUUAAUUCUAUUUCUGUGAAUUUACUUGCUUUUUUUGCCUUAUAAGACUUAAUCCUUCAACUUUUUUCUUAUGUUCUCUUGAGUCUCUUGCACUCAAGUUCUUUAUUCCUGCUGUGCUCAAGUUUCAGAAAUAUCCUUAUUAGUCAAGACAUGCGAAGACAUUUGCAUACUUCUAGGCCUAUGUAGGGAGAUACUUCCUUUCCCUUUCCACUAGUUAGGGAAGGGGAGAUGCAGUCGCUAAAAAUCUGUCCCAAAGAUGUAUUCUGCUCCCCACAUUAAAGAAGAGGACAGAGCUGGAAGUCUACGGAUGACCUAGGAAUCGUGUUGUCUUUGUCGCCCUGCACAUACUGUGGUGAUUUGGGGAGGGAUGGCAGCAAUUAAGGAUAUCCAUCAUAGUUCCUGUUUGAAGUUAGAUGUCAUCAAGUGCUCUGCUGUUCCCGAGAAAGAGUAUUAGGAAUGUCUGCCUUUUUUCCUCCCUAAGUCUGUGUCUUAUAAGAUAUGGUCUUAUUUUCCAGAGAUCACAACUUUCUCUUCUGCUUACUGACUCAUUUUACCUUCCUUUUAAUUAUUUUCUUCUUGGACUUCUUGCUUAUCCAUGAAUCUGUCCUCCUGUUGAAAUAAUAUCUGAUGUCAUAGAGGAGAUUCUGAAUUAGUAGACAGUCAUCUAGUGGCAAUAUUUGAACUAAAGUCAGUGGACUUACAUCAAACACAUGUUGGAUCAUGAGCAGAGCUUGAUCCAGUAGCCCAAAUACCAGUUUGAAGUUUUGCUGGGACAAAGUCAGCAUAUUUCAGUUAUGUGUUCACAAUUUAUUGCCAGAUUAAUGAUCUGAACCCUUUUCUUUUGGCAGGGAAAAAGCAAACUUGCAAAGCUGGAAUUUGGCAGUUGACUUUUGAAAUAUUUAAUUUUAAAAAGUAGUUCUUUCUGAUUCAUAAUAUUUAUAUGCAUAAACAUGCACAGUUAUUGAUUGGGGAUUUUACAUAAUUUUUUGUAAUUUAUUUUGUAGCACUUUGCAGUUCAUCUUUAUCAGAUAGGGGUAGGUUUGACCUUCAAAUGUUUCAGAAUGUACUGACACGGUAUUUUGGAUUUUAUGUAAUCAUGGAGGUACUUUAAUAAAAAACUGAUCUAUGCACCACUGAAAUAUAUAUAUAUUUUUAUAUCUGUAUUGUAGAAUAUCCUUCUUACAUAUUUUGUACUACAUUAUGUUAGACACUCAGUACAUUAUUACUUGAUGCAGAUAUUCACAGAACAUUAUGGAUUACAGCACGUGAUUUGUUACUAAUAAUGUCUUAGCACAGAUGUUUAAAGCUUGAUGGAAAAAGACUACAUGUUCCUAAAAUGGUUUUUUUCAGUAUGUGGACAGAGCCUCUUAAAGCUAAGGGAGCUAAACUUUUUAACAUGGAAAUUAUGAUACCCACUAGCUUCUGUCUUUCAGCUUGAUUGUAAGUGACAUUGCUUGUAACUGUAGAGAUUCUGAUCUGCCCAAAUGGUGUUGGUUUACAAAGGGCUCACUUAAUUACAAAUUCUUGACCUCCUUAAAAUAAAGUGAGACUGAAACUAAAAAUCAUACAAGAACCAUUAACAUGGUAAAAAUUGAUGAACAUCCAGGAUCUGACAUUAAAAAGCUUUUAUAUUGUUUUACUGAGCAAUAAAAAAGGCUAUGAAAUGUCUAAAGGCAGAGUUGCUAUUUUUUUUUUUUGCUGUGCCAGACAUGAAACUAAAAUAAAAGCAUAUUUCUAAGGUUCUGCAGAAGGGGUUUAUUUGUACUAGAAUUUAUUUUAGAUAGACAUUUAAUAUGCUCAGAGACAUGUUGAGAUAAGCUGUUGAGCAGUUUGAUGGGCAGAUUAGUUAGGGGCCUGGAGAGGAAGCUCUGCUGGGGGUGUUUUGGUGUGAGGCAAGCCAUGUCAUCCAGUCUGUUAAAUAAACCUGUUUCUGUUGAAUUUGAUGGAAGUUUGACCAGUGGCCAGGUCUAUGUUGCAAAGAAGUGCAUUGUUCCCAGGCAGAGGUCAGAGCUGUGCUUACUGCAGCUGCCUGUCAUGAAAAGUGAGGUGGGAGCAGUUGCAGAAUGUCUGUUCCUGAAGAAAGCUGUCUAGGGACCAUUUCUUUUUUAGUGGGAGUCCUGGAAGCUUGCAGCCAGGGCAGACUGAGGCUGCUAUGAGACAUUUUCAUGGCAGUAUGUGUCUUGACUAUCAUAACCUGUAAAAGGCAGUCUUUGUCCUUUCCACUGCCUUUGUCUACCAGCUGGACCUAUCAGGCAGCAGUGAAGCAAAACAUGCAUUUCAGUGGGAGCAAGAUCAAGAUCCUUGGAAACAGCAGACAGUGCCAAGAAAACCUGUGGACAGCUUGUUGAAAACAAUUUUACUUCAAAUAGUUCUUGUAGGGAUUGCUUUUUCUUUUUUGACUGUUGGCAGAAGCACUGAAAAUCAAUUUUUUCCUAAGAAACCAAAUUCCUAAGCCUCGUUUUUCAAAAACUAUAAAACAUGUGGAAUUUUGCCAUAUGAAAAUGACCCAUACACUUCCAAGUGGCUCUUUAAACAAAAGCCUUCAUACAAAGUUUGUCAAUCCCUUUACCCAAUUGUCCAUGUUAAGUUGACAGCUAAUGGUCACCAGGAAGGCCAUCACUUUGUUUACAUCUAUUUUAAUGCUUAAAAAUAUACAAAUGAUUUGUAAAGUUGAAACUUAUUUUCCAACAGAUAAAAAAAAUCACACUUUCUAAACUCUUUUAAAUUUGGCCAUUUUUCCAGUUAAUAAUAAUUAUUAUUGUUAAAAAUAAUAAUAUUUUAUUAUUUGAAGUAAUUCAAAAGUUAUUAGUCGACUGAGCAGCUAAGUAUUUUGUUCAUGUUUGUUUCAAAAGAAAACCCCGAAAGCUUAUGUAAAGGUUUUUAGUAUUUUCUUCUUCUCCGUCAUUCUCUCUGGCUUCUUCUCUUCCUUCCAAUUUUUGGUGGUUCUGUUUUCUGUUCUUCAGAGAGCUCAAUGUCCUACUUUGUGAGUUGUAGUAAACUCUCUUCUUCUUAGGGCACAAAUUUGUAGUGUCUUGGAAUAUCCUUUUGAAGGACUUUGCCAUCGUUAUGUGAUGGUGUAAAGUAUUCCAGAUUAUAAUGUAGGUCCAUGUUGUGUGAGAUUUUCAUCAUCUCAUCUCCAGAACAUGUGUUUGUGGGUGACUGGAAGCAUUGAGCAUGAAUGCAACAUAAGAGUGCACAGAGAAUGCUGGUGCUGUGUAUUUCACGUGUCACAGCCCAUUUCAUUGUCCCACUUCCAUAGGAAUGUGUAUGCCCAAACUUUUGAAGCUGGCUUCCAUUUGCUCUGUUUUUCUUUUGUUCAUACAAAUUAAAUCUGCUCUGAAGAUAGCAAAUGAUGCAUUGAUUGGAAAUAAAUAUAGCUGUUCAGUUCCACAAGCAUGUAUGUGACUGAACUUGGGAGAACAAGGUACUGUCUUUUAAUCAGCCUCGAGAUUAACUGGAUGACUUACUUUCAUCCAAAAAAAAGCAAUGGAUUGGAAGAGCCCGCAUGAGAGUAUGUAUUGUUUUAGUAUGGACAUGCUAUAUCCUUCUAAUUUUAAUAGCAACCUUCCAUGACUAGCUAUAUUUUUGCAGCUGCAAGGAGUGUGUUGGAUAAGCACGUGUUCUGGCCUGCAGCAGAGUUGUAGGCAGCAUAGAGCCAAACUGCUUUCAUUUUGAAGAGGGCCAUUCCCCCAUGGUCUCUAGAGGCAGCAAGUCACAGCAGGGUUACUAAGCAGAUUACCUCUUAAUAUAGGAGGAAACUUGUCUCCUUGCCUACAUAUUUUCACUGUUACUUUGUUCCUCAGCUGGAAUGACUACAUCAACCUUAUAAAAUUUCAGGGAACUAUCUGAUAUUCAAGAAAGUAAAGGGUAAAUUCACGGCUUUCUUAUGAUAGCUUUGUUUUUUCUUUGAUGUCAGCAGAGUAGGGCUCCCUUGUCAGCUAGGUCCACCAAACAGAAAAGAAAUCCUGAUUUUUUCCUAAGUAUUUAGGAAAAUACUUAGGAAAUACUUAUUUUAGGGGUUUUUUUGAGUUUUUUUUUUAACACAGCUAUUUCAUAGGUAUCACUGACUUUAUUAGUGUGCAAGCAUAAUUUGGCUGUCGCACCACCGCACAAACGCAAACCAGGGUCUUAAACAAAUCACUUCAAAUCUUUCACUGCCAUUCAUAGCUCUCUGUUUCUGAGUAUUUUUUUUAUAUUUCAGGCUCAGUUUAGAAACAGAAAGAGUCAUUGAGUUGAUUUAAAAGUAUAGAACGUUAACAUUUUUUCCUAAAGUAUUUUUUUUCACACAUGGAAAAAAGUAAUGUUCUAAAUUUUAGCACAAAAUUGCCUUUUACCAUAGCAUCACGUCAUGAAGCUGAAUAGCAGGACAAAGGCAAUGGGCACAAACUGAUGCACAGAAGUUCCACCUGAACAUGAGGAAGAACUUCUUUGCUGUGCAGGUAACCAAGCACUGGCACAGAUCACCCAGAGAAGUUGUAGAGUCUCUUCAGUGGAGAUAUUCAAGAACCAUCUGGACACAAUUCUGUGCCAUGUGCUCUGGGAUGACCUGGCUUGAGCAGGGAGGUUGGACCAGAGGACCCAUUGUGGUCCCUUUCAACCUGACCAAUUCUGUGAUUCCAUGGUUUAAAAAUUAUUUGCUGUUAUCCAUCAGCAACCUGUGAGUCUUUUCUCCCCUCUUGCCUCUAAUUCCUCAUGUUGAAAAUCUUUCAUGUUUCUUGUAACAUACAAUCAUUGUUUUUAUUCCCAAAUGCUACCAUAACACUUUGCACAAUCUAUAAAAAAUGUAUUACAUGAAAUUACUUUUAACAGGCCAAUAAAGUUCUAUAAUUUCA